UAUAUUUAUUUCUGCAAUAAAGCAGAAGCAAAUUUCUUUACACAACUAUAAAAGUAUGUCUGAUCCACACGAUGAACUCUGUCCGCCCAAUCAAGAAGACGAUGAACUAACCUUGCCACGCGCGAGUAUCAACAAAAUAAUCAAGGAACUGGUGCCAUCGAUUCGUGUGGCCAAUGAAAGCCGAGAGCUAAUAUUGAACUGUUGCACCGAGUUCAUACAUUUGAUCAGCUCGGAGGCGAAUGAAGUGUGCAACCAGCGAAACAAGAAAACCAUAAAUGCCGAGCACGUCUUGGAAGCCCUCGAUCGCCUGGGAUUUAAAGAUUACAAGCAAGAGGCGGAAGCGGUUUUGAACGACUGCAAGCAGGUGGCAGCAAAACGAAGGAGGCAGAGCACUCGGCUCGAAAAUCUUGGCAUUCCCGAGGAGGAGCUUUUGCGACAGCAACAGGAAUUAUUUGCUAGGGCCCGGGAGGAACAGGCUGCUGCCGAACAGCAGCAAUGGUACAGUGUGCAGACAGCUACACUACAGAAUGCUGAACUUUUCCAGAAACAAAUGUCGCAAGACGAGGAAGAUAGUGACGAAUAUUAA
Anopheles maculipalpis is the source of this 586-nucleotide messenger RNA. It is a transcript of the gene NC2beta, whose product is annotated as protein Dr1. The coding region runs from base 56 to 586 and encodes 176 amino acids. Gene Ontology annotation, cellular component: negative cofactor 2 complex. Gene Ontology annotation, molecular function: core promoter sequence-specific DNA binding; general transcription initiation factor activity; TBP-class protein binding. NCBI's taxonomy places the organism in Eukaryota, Metazoa, Arthropoda, Insecta, Diptera, Culicidae. Gene Ontology annotation, biological process: positive regulation of transcription by RNA polymerase II; chromatin remodeling; negative regulation of transcription by RNA polymerase II. The transcript has 2 exons. The record is from RefSeq and is a predicted model, not a curated record.